CGUAUGGCGCACUGGAUGAAUGAAAACUACCGGCGAAUACUUGAUCAUUUUCGACGAUUCGAUUCAGACAACAGUGGUAAACUUUCUUACGAAGAGUUUGCUGAUGGUAUGAGAGACGUGGGAGCACCUACAACUCAAGUGGAAAUCAUUCUUAUGGUCAUGGCUCUGGACUCAGAGGGUGAUAAAGAGAUCGAUUACCGCGAAUUUAAGAAGCUGCGUUGUAAGUUUAAAUUGACAGAACCCAUCAGGAAAGCCGCUGCCCUCGAAUAUUACGAAGAACCAUCGGCUCAACUACAGCCCUGUCCUAACUGCAGUGUGGGAUUGUGGGAACCUGUUGCUGAGGAGAUUUCAGGGUAAUUACAAAAUUUUUUGCAGAAAACAUUAUAUUUUAGCGAGCGCCAGAUUUGCGAAAGGAUUCGUUUCCUUUAUAAAAUUUACAACGAUGAAGAAUGGCAAUUGACCGACUGCCAAUAUUACCAGAAAAUAAUUACCGACUCAACAUUGAAUUCUACCCUCACGAAUUUAAAUGCCUCGUUACUUUGGAACCUUUAAGAAAUACUCCAAAACUCCUUGGGAAUCUGACAAAGAUCCUGAACAGUACCAGACUCAACAGAACUGAUGGAAAACGCUAUUCCCUAUUUCCUUAAACUAAGCUCUCGACUAACCUACUGACCACGGUCAUUUACUAAAAGUAAAUGACCGUGACCUGGUUCUACUCUUCAUACACGUUUUACAAACGUAAAACAAUGACCUGAAGCAAGGCAGCUGGCUGCGCUGUAGAGUCAGUCAUAAACAAUGCUACGCCUGCCUUUACACGACACGCCACAUGUCACGAACAAAAUGCUCGGUAACCGUGCACGAAGAGAAAGGCCACAGAACAAGAUUUAACACUCAUGAAUUUUCCAUUCAAUCAAACAUUUCGAAGUCUCGAAAUGGGAAACAAUUGAAGGGAAAUUUGCAGGGAAAAUUUCAUCGCUGCCUACAACAACAGGCGUGCGCGCAGUUUUUAAGCUCGACACCACCCUUAACUCACACAUGGUGCAACUGAAGGACGCUGUUGAUCCGACCAAGGAAAAUUCAGUAGCUUACAGUAUUUCAUGUAGUCUAUCUAUGAGCCGGGCUUCUCUAAGAUUACAUUCCUUGUGAAUGCGAUAAAGUUUACAGCGGUGAGGAGCACAACCAGUAUAUUCGACACGCCCGUACCCAGAUCUUUUACAUUUCAGAGCACUUUUACGAGGCUGGCUGCAUCAUUUACUUUCGAUCGAAGUAUCAAUGUUCACUGAUGGAGACACGCAUCGUUACACAUGCCCGUUCAAAGAGGUUAUUUACAGAAGAUUUCACCCUGACAUUGAGAUUCUGGAAGAAUGGAUACCCACGGUCAAGAAACAAAACAACACCACGGUGCGAAAACAGACGCCUGAGGGAACAACCUCACACCAAUCACAGACGACAUCGUGUUUAACGGGUAAUCAGUGUGUAAUGUGUAAUCAGUCGAUGAAGACUCUCAAUAAACAGGCGAAACAUCACAAUCUAGAUCUCAAGUCACUACAUGCCGAGAAAAACGAAGUUUUGAAUCUUGCUGUGACGAACUACAAAAUAACACAACACAAUGCAAUGUAAUGCAAUAGAAAUUUAUUGUGUAAUACUCUUAGCUAUAUGUGAGGUGUGAUAUCGCAUGGGCGAUAAAAUGACACACAGGUAUUCCACAAAAAUUAAAAUUAAAAGUGCAUAUUAUAAUACAUGAGUUAAAAUUUAAAAAAAAGAUAUGAGUCAGGAUCAUGAAAUAUACAAUCAAAAAUAAUUACACGUUAUGCUAAAAAGCAAAAUCAAUAAUCAUAUGUACAGUCAAACUGACGCUAGCAAUGUCUGCGCAAUUGACACCUUGAAAACUCUCAUUAACACUUUCUUGCUUAAAUAAGCUUUUUGCUGAAUUUGUUUUUUUAAUUUUUGUCCCUUAUCCAAUGAUUUAUUUUAAAGUUAUGUCAUUUCAUCUUACGCAGUUACAUUUUUUAAUGAAUCACAAUUUCUAUGUAGUUUUCACGCGCAACUGAACAUUAUAUGAAAGACUGCGCCUAAUAAAGUCUAAAUUGCUAUUAUUAAUCAUUUUGAACAACAAGAAAAUUUUUCAAUCCUCUUAACAAACAAGGCAAUCGCUUGGCUCGUUAGAGGAGAUUAACACGUGAAAGGGGCGUGGACGCUUGUCGAAAACACCCCGGGUGUGACUCAUGCUUUAAUUUAUCCCUGAAAAAUACUACUUCUA
Molecule: messenger RNA, 2260 nt
Organism: Orbicella faveolata
Lineage: Eukaryota; Metazoa; Cnidaria; Anthozoa; Scleractinia; Merulinidae
Molecular function (GO): calcium ion binding
Source: RefSeq, a predicted model, not a curated record